Messenger RNA from Aspergillus tanneri, 4827 nucleotides. RefSeq names its product ubiquitin-protein ligase RKR1. The transcript is spliced from 9 exons. Gene Ontology annotation, molecular function: ubiquitin protein ligase activity; ribosomal large subunit binding. Lineage: Eukaryota; Fungi; Ascomycota; Eurotiomycetes; Eurotiales; Aspergillaceae. Gene Ontology annotation, biological process: ribosome-associated ubiquitin-dependent protein catabolic process; rescue of stalled cytosolic ribosome. The record is from RefSeq and is a predicted model, not a curated record. Gene Ontology annotation, cellular component: cytosol; RQC complex. Bases 1 to 4827 code for a protein of 1608 amino acids.
AUGAGUAAAAAGUUCAAAUCCCAGGCGUCAAGCAGUCGUGCUGCUGCUGGUGCUUUUGGCACAUUUGGAGGCUUCUCGGGUUCCUUUUCGACCGAGGGGAAGGAACCAUCUUCCCUUACUUUUGUUUCGGAGCCGCCUGACCUUUCGCGCAUAUCAGAGGCGCAAAUAGCAAUUGCCUUCAAGAACUUCUUAAAAAAGGACGAGGUCACGAGAACACGAUCAUUAGAUGACCUGAACGACCAUGUUUCUGGUAUAGAAAGCCAGAAUGGAACUCUCGAUGAUGGGUUCUUGGAGGCUUGGGUAAAAAUAUAUCCCCGGGCAUCGAUCGACCUCUCCCGUAGAGUGAGGCAGACAUCUCAUUCUAUCCAGGGAUCAGUUUCGUCCCUGGUAGGGAAGCGGAUUGCCCGCUUUUUGCCCAAGGCCGUCGGGCCAUGGCUUGCGGGAAUCUAUGACAAUGACAGACCAGUGCAUCUCUCGGCUUUAGAGUCAUUCACGCGGGUGUUUUCGACAGAUGAGAAGAGGAAAAACGUGUGGAAGAUAUACCAGACUUCGAUUCUCGAUUUUGUAGACGACGUCAUUCUUCAACAAACCCCCCAAACUUUGAGUGAUGAACGAACAGUAAAGCCGGAUGAUGCGGAGGCGAAGUAUGCUCGCGUCGUAGGGACUGGAAUUUUGCUAUUCAACCGAAUUAUAGGCAAUUCAACCCACGAAGAUCUUGAAAAAGAUCUGACCACUGUCAAAAAUCUGCUCACUAGCAAAUCACUGUGGGCUCUGUGCUAUCAUGAAGACCCCUUUGUUCGCAGAUCCAUAUAUACACUGAUUCGCUCUGCAGUUGCCAAGUGGCCUGAGGAGCUUGAUUGGAAAUUCGUAAGCGCAGCCUUGGUUGGAAAGUCGUUACACGCUUCGCAAUUAGGCUCGUCCUCGGAGCUAUCCGAAUCUAUAUUACAAGUAACAUUUGCAAGACCGCAAAUAUGGACUGAUGAUUAUUCUGGGAAGUCUUCCUCGUCGAAGAGAUUACUUCAGUAUAUACAAAAAGGCUCACAAGGAGGCGCAAGUUCAUUUUGGACAAAUCUAUAUCAGUUACUGCAGAUAGUCCCACUACAAAUCCUGCCAAAGAACGAUUCACAACCUGUCGGUGAAGCCAGUAUCGGGCUAUCAAGUGCGAUCUCUCUGGCAGAGUCAUUCCAAGAAGGGCUGAAUUCAAGAGAUGAGCCUCGACAAAACAGAGGAGUUGCCUGGAAGGCUUAUGUUGAUACUGGCAUGUGGCUUGCCAAUCUGUUACCUGCAGAUGAUAAAGGCAAAUUCCUACGCGAACGGUUGUCUCCUAUAUUGCUACAACAUGUCAGACCGGAGCACGAAGGGUCUCAAUGGUCACUCCCUGCCCAAUCAGCUGAAAAUAUUUGCACUGAUUAUGUUAUCGGUUUGAUCUCACACGGCCACGAAAGUGAAAUGGAAAGGUUAUGGGCAGAACUAUCUGAAAAGUUACUUGAAACCGUUAAACUAUCUUCUCCUGAACAAUCGAAGGACUUCAGAUCAUCACAGGAUGAGGUAUGCUCUCAGGCCAAACGUUUCUUUGCUUUGGACACGGUGAUUCUUUCGCGGGCCGCUGGGACAGAUGGUGAGAAGCAGGUGUCUUCUCUUUUUGAGAAGACGAAUAUGCCACUACUUGACAGUUGCCUGCAAGUCCUCCAGACUCGAAAUGGCAAACCAUAUGGAGCGGCUGCGGUGGUCGAAGAAAUGGUCAACAACGUUCCACAGAUUGCUCAAACCUCUCAAGCUCUGGUAGAUUUCGUCAAAGAUGACGCCCCAGAGUUUCUGUUCUCGCCAUCUGCGGACCACCUUAUUUCAAUUAUCUUAUCAUGUCGUUCUUGGGAUGGGUUUGGCUCGAGCUUUGAGAAGAUCAUAGAAAGGGUGGCAAAAUCAGAACCAGAGUCCUCGAAUGCGCAUGCCGUUCAAAAGUUACUUUCCACUAUCAACUUCAACGAGAUGGAUGGGAAAAGCGUGCUUGGCUCAUUGAUCAUGCGUGCCCUAGAACAGGCCUGUAAAGGGAGCAGCCUGCAUUGGUCGAUUGUCAUUGCUGUUCUCCAGAACCAGACGUCUCAUGGAGAAAUGACUGAUUUAAUAUUUCUGUCAAUAAUAGAUGCCUUGUCUGAGGAAAGCAAAUCUUUUCAUACGCUGCAAGGACUUUCUCAGGUUGCCAACUCUGUUCCAACCGCUCUCAGGGGCUUUCAAAGCGGACCACACGGCUCCAAAUUGACUGGAAAGUUGCAUUUCCUUGCUGAAUCCCCCUCAGAAGAUGUAGGAAGUUUUGCGGAGUCAUUGAUCAAGGCCCUGAAAAAAUCGGUUGUUGGUGAAACAAGUGCCCGGUCGAGUCUUGAGAUUCUCCAGCACAACUUUGAUUUUGCCAAUGACGAGUCUCUCUCGAUCGAAUCUCUACUCAGGAUCGCAGAAGAGCUGUUGCAAAGUGCUAAAUCUGAGGAUAUCGGUCAGCUAGCAAAGGAUAUUCUACCUGCACGCCAGACUUGGGAAAAAGCUCUCAGCCCUUUCCUCGAGCUCCCUCCUCGGCGAUCAACUGCAGUCACAAACCCUCUGGGGGGGACUGUGUAUCUUGUGGAUCGUGAGUUGUCGGACGACUUUUGGAGACUCUACGAGAGCGUCCCACGCGAUUCGAGCCAAUGUUCGUCGGCCUUCCGACUGACCUACUUUACCACCAAAAUCCUCUCUUUGUUUGACUUCUCCAGACAUCUCGGCACGGACCAGCUUGAAACCCUCUUUUACAACCUUCCUCUUGCUAUCCAGUUGAUUGACGAUGACUUAAGUAUCGAAAACUGUAAUGGAAUAACUGGAUUAGUGCUUCCUGAGCAACGAAAAGAGUACAUGGAAAUUGUCAAUGAUGGUCGAAAGUUGAUAAGAGAGUGGGUUCAUUCAAAAGAAGCGUUUGCCUCUACGGUCACCCAGUUUUGGGAGAGUAAGCUUGAAGGGCUUAAAGGGACUUCGCCUUUGGACUAUCGGAUCGGAGAAGCCUUCGUCAAAACCCUGGCUAGUGUUGAUUCAUCAAACAAAUCCAAAUCUCCCGAUGAGCUUGCCGACUUAUGUAAAAGUGUCCGGACAGCAAACACCAUUCGUACAGCUUCUUGGGUAGCGGUUUUGCGGCAAUCAAUUCUUACCACACCUUCCGGGACGCGGCUUUGCAACGAGCUUGUUGCAGACUCCACGGGUCUAAAGCCCGAGGAUGAGAGAGGAGACGGUCUCCGAAAGUUGUCGUUGCUGAACCUUCUGUUGGGGGCGGAGGAAAAUGCUGCUGCUUCCAUCCCAACCCAACGCUUGGUCUUCUUGGUCAAACAUCUUAUACAGUGUCUUCAGUCCGAGCGUGCAACUCUCAAUGUCAAGGCUGAAAUCUUACAAAGCUUGACAUUUGUCCUUCCCUGUAUUCAAGAGAUGUACGGCUCCCACUGGCAAGAGUGUGUGGAGAUCCUCAGCAGCAUCUGGCAAGACACAAAUGGCAGCGACGAAGCUUUGCCCGUGCUCCUGUCUUCAUUCAGACUUCUUGGCUGCUUGAAGUCGAUCGUAGGCAAUGAAGAAAGCAACGAUGAUAUGAAAGAUGUUUGGUCAGAUCAGAAAGCAGUACUAUGCAAUAAGUUGACAUCAACUUUGCGAAAAUUUGACUCUUCGACCACUUUUCACCAACCUCGUGAUGUCACCGUUGACCUUCUGUGCCGUCUACUUAACGUCAUACCGACUGAAAGCCUUGAGAAUGUGAACAAGGUUUUCCCUCUUUUGACGGCACACAGUCAAGCCGUCCAACGGGCUGCGUACACCAUUCUCCAUCGAUAUAUUCCUAACGUGCAAGAGCAAAUGUCAUUUGACGUGGCAUUAUCUAAGUCGACAGUGAGGUUACCAGAUGAACUCAUGUCCCUGCUACUUGAAGCACCAACUAUAGCCUCGAUAUCCCUUUCCUAUGACGACGAUAGAACUUGGGCGAAUAUCCGAUCAUAUCUUUUAAGCUGGAAAGUGGUGUUUGACCACUUUGUCAAUGCGUCUCUUACUGUUCAAGAAAAUUACGUAUUUAGCAUCAAGGAAAAUGACACACUGGGUCCACUGCUGGAGUUCAUGUUUGACUUCCUCCAAGGCUCCCAAGGCAAAAUGGUGGAGGCGUCUAGAUUCGAUAUUCGCACCUUCGAACUGGAUCGAUCCGAGUCUUACGAAAGGGAGACAGAAUGGCUUCUUGUCCAUCUGUACUAUUUGUGCUUGAGGCAUGUAGCAAAUAUGACCAAGGGUUGGUGGAUUGAUGCGAAAAAGCGCAUCAAAGGGCCAGUGGAGACCUGGACUGAAAAAUACAUUUCACCGUUGGUCAUUGAAGACUCUCUGCGAGGAGUCUCGGAGUGGAUGUCAACCCAAGACCCUGAUGAAGAACGCGCAUUGACGGUGAAGAUAUCCCAUAAGACUGCGGAGAUCAUCGCUAGUAUCCCUGUCGACGAGGAAUCACCCCCUGUUGCCUUGUCCAUAUCUCUGCCGCCCGCAUACCCACUACAUCCGGCUGUGGUCGUGGGCCGAAGCCGGGUGCUGGUGGAUGAGAAGAAGUGGAAGAACUGGCUGCUUGUCAUCCAGGGGGUGAUCAUGUUUUCCAAUGGCAGCCUGGUGGAUGGACUACUAGCCUUCCGGAAGAAUGUUCAAGGAGCAUUGAAGGGACAGAGUGAAUGUGCCAUUUGCUAUUCGGUGAUUUCCACGGACAUGCAGACACCAAACAAGCGAUGCGCCACUUGCAAGAACACGUUCCACUCCGUCUGUCUCUACCGAUGGUUCAAGAGCAGCAACCAGAAGCGGUAG